Messenger RNA from Bactrocera oleae (olive fruit fly), 2676 nucleotides. RefSeq names its product Glycerol-3-phosphate dehydrogenase 1 (gene Gpdh1). Gene Ontology annotation, molecular function: protein homodimerization activity; NAD binding; glycerol-3-phosphate dehydrogenase [NAD(P)+] activity. The record is from RefSeq and is a predicted model, not a curated record. Gene Ontology annotation, cellular component: glycerol-3-phosphate dehydrogenase (FAD) complex; cytosol. NCBI's taxonomy places the organism in Eukaryota, Metazoa, Arthropoda, Insecta, Diptera, Tephritidae. Gene Ontology annotation, biological process: carbohydrate metabolic process; glycerol-3-phosphate catabolic process.
AAACUGUUAAAAUAAAAAAUAGAGAGUCCUCCAUUAAAUUGAAAAUAUGUUAAUAACGAAUUACUAUUGCAUUUUAGUUUAUUUCAUCAUAUGGCAAGGUUGUAUUAAGUUUGUUGAAUGAAAACAAAGUCGAAGAAUAGAAAAAUAAAGAAAAGUAAUCCACAGCAAAUGUCAAAAUUAUUGCUAGGAGAAAUAAAAUUUUUCGCUUAUAUUUCAAUCAUAACUAAAUGAAAUUUGGCAUUGCUUAAAUUAAUAAACUAUUUUUCUUCCAAAUUAAGUGCAACGAUAACAGCAAAACCAGGCUAAUAAUAUUGUUAGCUAGAAAUAGCCAUAAGAAUUGCAAAAUAGGAGGCCGUGUUGACAUUAUUAUUAUCAUUCAAACACACUUAUCAAAAACGCCGUAACUUCUCAUUAUCACACUCAAAACACGAAAUACAUCGUGGUCUCGCUCGUCUGGUUAAUAAAGCUGAGUAAAACUGAGUAAACGGAGCGAGUGUCAAGAAAAAAACAGAAGGCACGACGUCAAGAGUCUACACCUCAACGCUUGAAAUUAGGUUUUUUUCGCCCCAACAGUUCAGUUGUCGUCGCCACUUUGCUCGCGUUAAACGUGCCACUUCCAAUUGUUACGGAAGCAGUCUGAUAACUGCUGACCAAAAAAAGCUAAAAAUAUUACGCACGCAGCGAACGAAAGUUAUUGCGUACCAUAUAAUAUUCUAAAAUAGUAUAUAUUUCUUUAAGAAUAUAAUACAUUAUGUCCGACAAAAUCAGCGUUUGCAUUGUAGGCUCUGGAAAUUGGGGCUCUGCAAUUGCCAAAAUUGUGGGUGUAAACUGUGCUACCCUGCCACAAUUCGAAAAAUGUGUGACAAUGUACGUUUAUGAAGAGAUGAUCGACGGCAAAAAGCUGACUGAAAUCAUAAAUACUACUCAUGAAAAUGUUAAAUAUUUGCCAGGACAUAAGUUGCCAGAGAAUGUGGUUGCUGUACCAGAUCUAAUUGACGCCUGCAAGAAUGCCGACAUACUCAUCUUCGUCGUGCCACAUCAGUUCAUUCCGAACUUCUGCAAAACACUUUUGGGUAAAAUCAAGCCAAAUGCCGUUGCCAUUUCACUCAUCAAGGGUUUCGAUAAGGCCGAGGGUGGUGGCAUCGAUCUGAUUUCCCACAUCAUUACCCGCCAUUUGAAGAUUCCCUGCUCUGUACUUAUGGGCGCUAAUUUGGCCAAUGAAGUGGCACAGGGUAAUUUCUGUGAGACCACCAUUGGUUGUCAGGACAUCAAGUAUGCUAAAACACUGCGUGAUCUCUUCCAAUCGCAAAACUUCCGUGUUGUUGUGGUGGACGACUCUGAUGCCGUUGAAGUUUGUGGUGCACUCAAGAACAUUGUUGCCACCGGCGCUGGCUUUGUCGAUGGUCUAGGUUUGGGUGAUAACACCAAAGCGGCAGUUAUCCGUUUGGGUCUUAUGGAAAUGGUACGAUUCGUGGAUGUCUUCUACCCAGGCAGCAAAUUGUCAACGUUCUUCGAAAGUUGCGGCGUUGCUGAUCUGAUUACCACCUGCUAUGGUGGCCGCAAUCGUCGCGUUGCAGAGGCUUUCGUAAAAACCGGCAAAACUAUUGCGGAACUAGAAACCGAAUUGCUAAAUGGCCAGAAAUUGCAGGGUCCACCCACGGCUGAGGAAGUGAAUUACAUGUUGAAAAAUAAGGGCUUGGAAGAGAAAUUUCCACUCUUCACGGCCAUUCACAAAAUCUGCUCAAAUCAAUUGAAAGUUCAAGAUUUAAUUGAUUGCAUACGUAAUCAUCCCGAGCACAUGCAAACUCUCUAAAUAAAUACGUAUGUAAGCGAUAUAUAAUGCAAAUGCAUGACAUGUACUAGACACACACACAGACUCACACGCAUACACAAAAUAUACGUAGAUGAUAACUGUUGAGAAACGCAAAAAUAAUAUAUAUGAAAAAAAUCGAGAAAUAACGACACUGCACAUUUAAUCACAAAAAAAAAAAUUAUAAUUAGUGCAUUAGAAAAAAAUUUUAAAUUCUCUUCUAAUUAGUUAAAUGAAUGUGUUAAUUUUAAAGACAUGGCACUAAGCCUGAAGCGUUGUGUCAAGUGCCCCGUAUCUUAAAGGUGCAGCGCAUAGAACUGUGAUUUGUUUUUAACGCAUAAAAACCAAAAAAAAAUUAAAACCAGUGAAAUGGCCAGUAAGUCCACGCGCAUUCAAAUUCAAAGCUUAAAUAAUUUAAACACAAAAAAAAAUUAAAUCAAAAUAAAUGUCGAUAAAAAUGAUGGUGCUGUAAAACGGUAGCUGAGUAAACGAUGAAGAUACAUAAAUAUAUAGAGCGUUAGUGUUUAGCGGUUAAAUUGCACAAAAAUAGCCUAACCUCACUUUACAUAUUUAGACAAAAAUUAAAAACAAAGAAAAGACACUGACUACUUCAGCUGCUCUCCACACAGUCAACAGUACCUUUAUUAAAAAAAAAAAUAUAUAUUUUUAGAAAUAAAACUUUUUGAUUUCUGUUGGAAGCGUUGCUGAAGCUUCUUCAACGGUACUUUUGUUUGUAUAUAUUUAUUUAAAACGUUGUUAUACUUUUAGUUCGAUCGCGAAAAUGUACCUAAAUUCUUAGAGCUUAAGUAAAACCACUGCUAGUUGUUGUUUCUCAACCCACCAAAAACCAAAACACAAAAAAAAAA